Molecule: messenger RNA, 264 nt
Organism: Didymodactylos carnosus
Lineage: Eukaryota; Metazoa; Rotifera; Eurotatoria; Philodinida; Philodinidae
Source: the annotation of a GenBank genome assembly
AUGGGUCUAUUAACUAAAGGCCAAGCUUUGACCUGGGAAGAAACGAAAAAACAUGCAGCAUUCAUUCGAGCGCAUGGUGUUAAACAAUUCAUUCAUAAUUUCAAAAAAGUUAACGAUCGUCGUAAUGAUUGUUUGAAAUGGGGUGACGAGGUUGAAUUUAUGAUUGUCCGAUUUGAUCAUAAAAAUAAAAGAGUGCAGCUAGCCUUGAAAGCCCACGAUAUUUUACCUACACUUAUGCAACCAGAAGAUGAAAAUCCAGAGUAA